Molecule: messenger RNA, 860 nt
Organism: Schistosoma haematobium
Lineage: Eukaryota; Metazoa; Platyhelminthes; Trematoda; Strigeidida; Schistosomatidae
Exons: 4
Coding region: 136-786 (216 amino acids)
Biological process (GO): peptidyl-lysine trimethylation; regulation of mitochondrial ATP synthesis coupled proton transport; positive regulation of proton-transporting ATP synthase activity, rotational mechanism
Cellular component (GO): mitochondrion
Molecular function (GO): protein-lysine N-methyltransferase activity
Source: RefSeq, a predicted model, not a curated record
AUAAAUUACAGGGUCACCUCGUCACCGCCUAAACUGAUACCAAGUUCCCCUCUAUUUUCAUCAUUCUUGUGUUCGUGGAUGUUCUUUUGCAUCAUAUCAUGCUUCAUAUGAACGACGUAAUAUAACAUUACUUAAAUGAAUACAGAUACUCCAUUGGAGUCGAUAAUCAGACAUUCUAGUAUCCAAUCAACGUCAAAUAGACAUCCACUACUCUGGGAUCCCGUACUAAUUGGAUGUGGGAUUACGACUGUUACUUCAUGCUACAUUUUUUGGUCAUUCAUCUCUCCUGCAUUUCGGAGAAUUUGUUUACCAUUCUUACCUGCUACGUCGACUCAGCUAGAUAAUACGUACAAGCUUCUAGAGUAUGCGCAAAGUCAAAAAAGUGAUAAGUCAUUAGGAUCCAUAAUUGAUCUAGGCAGCGGUGAUGGACGUGUGUUAAUUGAUUUAAUAAGUCGGCCAACAUUGAAAAUCACUUCUGCUCAUGGUGUAGAGUUAAAUCGUCCGCUUGUUUGGUAUUCACGUAUCAACUCCUUUUGUAGUAAUAAAGUACUCACUACACCCAAAGUAACUUUCGCUUGUAAAAAUAUGUGGAAAACUAAUCUUUCUGUAUAUGAUACAGUUUUACUGUUUGGUGUAGAUUCAAUGAUGGGAUCUAUCGAACAGAAACUUAACAAAGAAUUAAAAAAUGGUUCAAUCGUCAUUACAGCCAGAUAUCCACUGCCUAAUAUCCAAGCAUUCAAAUCCAUUAUUGAUGGACCCCACUCAGUAUAUUUGUACAAAAUGUAGUUAUUACUAAUAUGACUUUGUAAUUACUUUCCGUAUAUUUAUUCAACCAUCCCUUUGUUUAACAAAUCACAAAA